Molecule: messenger RNA, 2056 nt
Organism: Laetiporus sulphureus 93-53
Lineage: Eukaryota; Fungi; Basidiomycota; Agaricomycetes; Polyporales; Laetiporaceae
Exons: 3
Coding region: 1-1953 (650 amino acids)
Biological process (GO): regulation of DNA-templated transcription
Molecular function (GO): DNA binding
Source: RefSeq, a predicted model, not a curated record
AUGGCCACAUCGGUGUAUGCUACCGGCUCCUCCAUCCAGCGGACAGGCUCCGCGGCACCGUACAGAUCGACUUACACACCUCAAACAGCUGCCACCCCCUCAAGACCUACCAUCACCGAUGAUUAUGAGCGAUGGUACACCGAAUCCACCCCAAACAAUCGCAUGCUCCUCUCCCUGCGUUCUGGUAUAGAUACUGAGAUUUCGUGGGCUCUCGACCGUCUUUGUCGACUAUGCAACAACGAGCAGUUCCUCCUGCGAGCCAUCCCAGGUCUCGCCGACGCGCUCUUCGAAUGGCCUGUGUGGUACGUCGAAGUAGGUGCGAAGCAGUGCGCCGCCAUGGCGCGUCUGUUCGCACUGCCAACCGAGUACGAGCGCAGACGUAGGCAUGCGCUCGAGUCGAUCUUCAUUCUCAGGAACGCGGCGAUGAACGAGCCAAACGCGCAGAUGCUCACGAACCACACGAGCACGCGGGCAGUCAUCCUGUUCGCACUGCACAACAUCCGCACGGACUGCGACACGAACGUAGAAUUUAUGCUGUACAUUAUCGAGCUCAUGCAGGCGAUCUCGCCCGGGCUGAUGCUCCCUCCGCCCGACUCGCCUCCCCUGGCGAUCCCGGUGCAGCCAUUGCAGAACGUCAUACAGGAGUCGUCGAACCGCUCGCUCAUCCUGGCUUCCAUGACCACAUUGUACAUUCUGAUGUCCCACCCCGCGAAUGCGUGCUAUCUACAAGAGGACGCGCCUGCGCUGGAAGCUGCUGUGAAGUACCUCCCGCUGAUGGUGGACAAGGACCUGCUGGAUGCCUCUCUGAACUACCUCUACGCGCACUUUUCAUAUCCGCCGAUGUCUAAGGCCUUCCUGCUUCACCCGAAGAUGCCAGGCACCCUCAGGCUAUUAGUAUCUCUCCUGAUCUCGGAACAGGUGGAGGAGAUACAUUCCAUCGAUAUUGGUGGGCCGGUUCACACCGUCCCUGCUGAGACUACGGCUGAGCGGAACCAUGAAUUGACGAAGGAGGAGCUGGACAGACUGUUGCCGCUACCCGAACCGACGCGAUGCUUUGAAUGGAUGAAGGCGAUGUUCGUAGCGAAGGCUGACGGGGAGCUGACACAGGUGGACUUUUGGAACCUGUACAAGGAUGUCUUUGCUCCUCAUCAGGAGCGCUAUCAGCUGCUGGUAGCCUCGGAUGUCAUCAAGAACGUCAAUGUUGUUUUCCCACAGGCUCAGGCGAUGGUUCUCCCAGGGCCUCCGCAGCGCUUUGUCGUACGGGGCGUCGACCGGCGGAAAGAUACAUCAGCGAAUGAGCGUUUCAAGUGCCGCUGGAAUCGUUCGCAGUGUGAAUUUCCACCGUUCAACAAUGCAAGUGAGCUCUACGAGCACGUCCUCAAUGAGCAUAUCAAUGCUGCCGAUAGUGAUCGCGUGGAAUGCAUCUGGGCGACGUGUCAGCACUCGGCCUCAAGAGUGCACAUUCGUGGACACGUCCUCACUCACCUACCAAGCACUCAGCCAACCCCCCGAGAUCCUUCCCAAUCAGAAUUGAUCACCCUUCCAUCCCCUGACUAUCCACACCCCGUGCCCGACCCCACCGUCCGGCCAGUCCCUCCUCUCCGCUCAGCCAAAAUCACGUACAAGCGCCCCGUUGUCGACCCGCCAAACACCUCGCUCACGGCGCUGCUCUGCAUCCGGGUGUUGUUUCGCGCGUCGUUUGCCUCUUCAGAUGCUGCACCAAGGGCGGACGAGGAUCAUUUUGGCUUUCCGGGGAUUGUGGAGGAGUCGGAGGACCAUGAGGGAGCGGUGGCAAGGAGUGCGGGAAAUGAUAGGGAGAGGGAAGGCGAGCGAAGGGGACGCAAGGCGUUCAUUGGAGUGAGGCACUUGAUGGAGGGGGUGAGGAUACGGGACGAAGCAUUGAUGGGUUGGAUCACCGAGAUGGUGGACGCGGGGAUUGAUGGGACGACAUAGUCAUAGUGGGGAAUGGUUUCGGACAUCAUCAUACCGAAUUGCGGGCGAGCAACGCGCGUUGUCUGUGGAGAUCGGUCAAAAGCAUACUGUUAUGAGCCCUGCG